GGGGAAAUCGGAAAGCGGAGGGUAGCUGUGGGGGGCGGGCGCUCUGGACCUGCGGAUGCUCAGGCUGCUGUCUGCUCCGCCCGAAGCGCGGAGGAGCCGAGCCGGGGCCCGCCGCCUUCCUCCUUCAUGAGGCCCGAGUGAGGCGCAGCGGCAAGAGCCGGCCCGCGGCGCCUCCCCCCGCGCCCUCUUCCGAGCGCAGCGGCAGCGGCUCCGGAAGGAGGAGGAGGAGCAUGUCGGACGGUUUCGAUCGGGCCCCAGGUGCUGGUCGGGGCCGGAGCCGGGGCCUGGGCCGCGGAGGGGGCGGGCCUGAGGGCGGCAGUUUCCCGAACGGAACGGGGCCUGCAGAGGGGCCGCGGCACCAGCCGCCGCCGCCGCCGCAACCCAAAGCCCCGGGCUUCCUGCAGCCGCCGCCGCUGCGCCAGCCCAGGACGGCUCCGCCGCCUGGGGCCCAGUGCGAGGUCCCCGCCGGCCCCCUGCGGCCUCCCCGACCGGGGGCGCUCCCAGAACAAGCGAGGCCCCUAAGAGCUCCACCUAGUUCACAGGAUAAAAUUCCACAGCCGAACUCAGAGUCAGCAAUGGCCAAACCCCAAGUGGUGGUAGCUCCUGUGUUAAUGUCCAAGCUGUCUGUGAAUGCCCCGGAAUUUUACCCAUCAGGUUAUUCUAAUUAUACCGAAUCCUAUGAGGAUGGUUGUGAAGAUUACCCCACUUUAUCAGAAUAUGUUCAGGACUUUUUGAAUCAUCUUACAGAGCAACCUGGCAGUUUUGAAACUGAAAUUGAACAGUUUGCAGAGACCCUUAAUGGCUGGGUUACAACAGAUGAUGCUUUGCAAGACCUUGUGGAACUCAUCUAUCAACAGGCCACGUCUAUCCCAAACUUCUCUUACAUGGGAGCUCGCCUGUGUAACUACCUGUCUCAUCAUCUGACAAUUAAUCCACAGAGUGGCAAUUUCCGCCAGUUGCUACUUCAAAGAUGUCGGACUGAAUAUGAAGUUAAAGAUCAAGCUGCAAAAGGUGAUGAAGCAACUCGAAAACGAUUUCAUGCAUUUGUACUCUUUCUGGGAGAGCUUUAUCUUAACCUGGAGAUCAAGGGAACAAAUGGACAGGUUACAAGAGCAGAUAUUCUUCAGGUUGGCCUUCGGGAGUUGCUGAAUGCCCUCUUUUCCAACCCUGUGGAUGACAACUUAAUUUGUGCAGUAAAAUUACUGAAAUUGACAGGGUCAGUUUUGGAAGAUGCCUGGAAGGAAAAAGGAAAGACUGAUAUGGAAGAAAUUAUUCAGAGAAUUGAAAAUGUUGUCCUAGAUGCAAAUUGCAGCAGAGAUGUAAAACAGAUGCUCUUGAAGCUUGUAGAACUGCGGUCGAGUAACUGGGGUAGAGUCCAUGUAACCUCCACCUACAGAGAAGCAACACCUGAAAAUGAUCCUAAUUAUUUUAUGAAUGAACCCACAUUUUAUACAUCUGAUGGUGUUCCUUUCACUGCAGCUGAUCCAGAUUACCAAGAGAAAUAUCAAGAGUUACUUGAAAGAGAAGACUUUUUUCCAGAUUAUGAAGAAAAUGGAACAGAUUUAUCGGGGGCUGGUGAUCCAUACUUGGAUGAUAUUGAUGAUGAGAUGGACCCAGAAAUAGAAGAAGCUUAUGAAAAGUUUUGUUUAGAAUCAGAGCGUAAGAGAAAACAGUAAAGUUAAAUUUCAGCAUACCAGUUUUAUAAAGCAGUUUAGGUAUGGUGAUCUAGCAGAACACAGGAAGCAAGAAAAUGUGUCUCACUUAGACCAAAUUAAAGAUACUGAGUUAUGUUACUAAUGUAUGCAACUUUAAUUUUGUUUAACACUAUCUGCCAAAAUAAACUUUAUUCCCUAUAACUUAAAAUGUGUAUAUAUAUAUAAUAGUUUAUUAUGUACAGUUAAUUCCACUGUUUUGGCUGCAAUAAAAUCGAUUUUGAAAUAAAUGAAAUGUUGAAAGUAAAUUUUGCUAGAUGAUUAGAAACUUAUCCUUUAAGUUUUACUUUUCUUGGGGAAACAAGUGGUAGCUUGGGAAUAAAUAUGACUGCACAAAUGUAGCAUCCUUUUUUAGAUAUGAGUAUUAACUUUUCAUUUUAGCUUGACAUUUAGUGUCUCAAGGAAAUUUCAGAUAUGAAUCACAAUCAUGAAAAUCUUUAGCACUAAAGUCUUGGACUGUGACAUUAACAACAUAUGUUAUAUAUGCAGAUACUAUUUGAUACCAAGGGCUUUUAUAAUGUCAUUAAAAGACAGACAGAUUUGGAGAACUCCCAGCAAAACAACUAAGACUCUUCUCUGAGGAUUUAUUCCAAUUCUAGGAUUGUUCUUUCAGUUCCUUAUAUGCCUUUUUUUUUUUUUUUUCCACCUGACUAACUUCAUUGUGCUAAGGCCUAAAACAUACUGCAUUAUUUAUAAGGCUUUCUCAUUUUUACUUUGUAGCAUAAGUUGAAUUGACUUUUUUAGAAAAUUUUACUAGAUCUUUGUCACUCAACUUUUCAUCUGCUUUAUAAUUGAUACACCGUGAGGAUCACUUUUCUAAUACUUUUACUAUAAUGUGGCACCCCUGCCCUAUUUAAGUAAUAUUUUUACCUAAUGUCAAAAUCUUUUUCCAACUAACUAAAAGUAAAACUUAUAUGAAAAAGGACUGCUGUAAAUAUGCAUGUAAAUAGUUCUGUUAAUAAGCCACUGUUUUACAUUUGGUAUGUCUAUGUCUGCUCAUAUAGUUAGCUUUCUUACUUUCCUGCUUGUUUUUCCAGUCUGAAUUAAAAGUAGACUUUGAAAAUAAAAUUUCAAUAGUUUUGUUUCCUCUAA
Molecule: messenger RNA, 2804 nt
Organism: Orycteropus afer afer
Lineage: Eukaryota; Metazoa; Chordata; Mammalia; Tubulidentata; Orycteropodidae
Gene: PAIP1
Product: poly(A) binding protein interacting protein 1
Biological process (GO): regulation of translational initiation
Molecular function (GO): RNA binding; protein binding; translation activator activity
Source: RefSeq, a predicted model, not a curated record